Molecule: messenger RNA, 1505 nt
Organism: Rhinichthys klamathensis goyatoka
Lineage: Eukaryota; Metazoa; Chordata; Actinopteri; Cypriniformes; Leuciscidae
Gene: vapb
Product: VAMP (vesicle-associated membrane protein)-associated protein B and C
Exons: 6
Coding region: 254-985 (243 amino acids)
Biological process (GO): endoplasmic reticulum membrane organization
Cellular component (GO): plasma membrane; endoplasmic reticulum membrane
Molecular function (GO): FFAT motif binding
Source: RefSeq, a predicted model, not a curated record
UACUGCAGGGGCAGUGACGUCACGGCCAGCCUCUCGCUCUCUCUCUCUCUCCCACAGUCCCUUCCUGCUGCAUCACAACAGUCGCUAGUGGAUCGGGUAACUGAGCUAUUUCCACUGCCUUGUGGAGUUUUUAUUUCAAAUAAAUGUAACAGAAGUCCUCAUCGACUAACAGCCUCAACCAUCAAGCCCGUCACCGUCAGUCCGAGCGGACGUCAGCGCAGCCAGUCUGAACGCGUUUCAAGCGCAGUGGGAGAUGGCCAGGCCAGAGCAGGUCCUGCUUCUAGAACCGCAGCAUGAACUGAGGUUCCGAGGUCCAUUUACAGAUGUGGUGACCACCACCCUAAAGCUCGCUAAUCCCACAGACAGAAAUGUGUGCUUUAAAGUAAAGACGACUGCACCGCGCCGGUACUGCGUGCGGCCAAACAGCGGAGUGAUUGAUGCCGGAACCUCCAUCAACGUCUCUGUGAUGCUGCAACCGUUCGAUUAUGAUCCGAAUGAGAAAAGCAAACACAAGUUCAUGGUACAGUCUCUGCUGGCCCCACCUGACAUGACCGACACUGAGGGAGUGUGGAAGGACGCCAAGCCCGAGGAUCUGAUGGACUCCAAGCUGAGAUGUGUCUUUGAUAUGCCCGCUGAAAAUGAGAAAACACAUGAAAUGGAAAGCAAUAAGAUAUCCGCCAGUCUCUCAAAGUCGGAAUCAUCCACAUUGUCUAUGAAGUCCAUGGCCUCCAGUCUGGAUGAUGGAGAGGUCAAGAAGAUCAUGGAGGAAUGUAAAAGACUGCAGACGGAGGUGCAGCGGCUACGAGAGGAGAACAAACAGAUCAGGGAAGAUGAUGGUCUGCGGAUGAGGAAGAGCACAGUAAUGUCCGCUCCGCACUCCUCUUCAGCGAUGAGAGUGAAGGAGGAGGGGCUGAGCACCAGGGUGAUCGCUCUAAUUGUGCUGUUUUUUGUUGUGGGUGUCAUCAUCGGCAAGUUGGCCUUGUAAAAUCCAAGAGGAGAGUGUUACAAGCAUGCAUUGCGGAUGAAACAAAAACAAAACAGACAAGUAACCAAUGCAGAAUUCGUUUAAUCCGAAUGCCAUAUCAUUGGGGUAGUUUUGGAUUAGCGAGGUGUGUAAAAUUAAUAAAGAGAUCAAGAUAUUUCAUCAUGUUAUGUGCAAAGAAAUAAAUUCAGAAAAAAAAAAUUAAUAAUAGUAAUCUGACACAGCUCUUGCCUCAAAAUUGUGAAAUCAUUCUGGCCCCUCUUCCUAAUUAUUUCUGAUGCAAGUUCAAAUAUAUCAUAGAUUUUAACCACUAAAAUGUUGUAGGGAUUUUCUAACACCAGAUGUGCGACUGAGUUGUGCUAGAGUGAAUGUUGUUUAUCACUUUUUUUCUUUCUUUUUUUUUUCAAUGGGUCAGAAGCAAAUUGAAUCUGUAUACAAAUGCUAAACAUCUUUGAAAAGUGUCACGUGUGCAUUUAAUUUGUGCAUACCCAAACAUCCUGCAUUAAAGCAGCAGUUCACUGAA